Molecule: messenger RNA, 2869 nt
Organism: Dermacentor andersoni
Lineage: Eukaryota; Metazoa; Arthropoda; Arachnida; Ixodida; Ixodidae
Molecular function (GO): serine-type endopeptidase inhibitor activity
Source: RefSeq, a predicted model, not a curated record
CGGAGAACUCCACCGCCUACCUACCGUGAUUAUUAACUGCUCAUGCGGCCCAACGCUGGAUAAAAAUUUAUGCAGGGUUUGGUGCCGGUAUUGGCUAAUUACUAUACCAAGGCACCUAUUAAUCUGAAGAAUUAUCUGCAAUGAGGCUUCUGCAAACGCUCGGCCUUUUAUCAGUAGCUACGCUGCUCAGAAGUGUCGGAACACCAACCAGAUUGAAUCCUUACGAUGACAGGUGCAGAGUCCGUUUCUCUGAGUCCAAAGCCGAAGACUGCCCUUCAGUGGGGUACUUCUUUGAUAGCAGAUCUAGGCUUUGCAAACGAACUUGCAGCGAUGAAGCGCCAUUUGAAUCAACUUCAAAAUGCACCAGGAGGUGCAGAAGCGUUGUCGUCUGCUUCAUUCCACGGCGUCGUAAUCACUGUGACGAUGUUCCAAUGGUCACAGUGUACUAUUUUGACAUCAAUAAAGGACGCUGUCUUGCCGAGAGGGGAUGCACAUACAACGGAAAUAACUUUCCUACUUUAGGAGAGUGCGAACGCACUUGCGGUGUCGGGUCGCAAGAAGCAGGAGAAGCAACAGGCGGUGCCCAGUUUGGCGCAACAGGUAACCAAACGUGGAACCAUCCGCAUCGAGAGCCUCACACGACUCAGCAAGCUCCUCCGGUCAUCGCUUCUUCAGACAAUGCAACUGCGACCGGAAGCGAAUCCCCUUCGACGUACCCUCUUUCUCCAGACGAUUUGAAAUGCCGCUAUCACGAACAAGAGACCGUACCCAAGAACUGCAGUUCUUUGAAAUACUACUUCGACCAUGCUUCGAGAGUCUGCAAGACUACGUGUAACUCAGGAGCGCCAUUUAAAACAGGGUGGGAAUGUAGCUGGAUAUGCCGGAGCGUGAUCCAUUGCUUUAUUCAGCGGCCUGCCGUACUUUGCGCUGGUCGCCAAACAACCACCAUUUACUACUUCGACAUUUUCAAAGGAAUGUGCUUUCCGCAACAAGGAUGCUCAUACAGAGGGAACAAUUUUCCCACACUGCAUGAAUGUCAACGCACUUGCGGUGUAUACACAGGGACGAAGCAGCAGGCAGAAGUAGCCAGACAUACCAGUUACGCCGUUCCAAGCAAUACCCGACCAUCAAGGCCCCAAUUAGAAGCGCCGAAUACUGUUCGAGGAUUUACAGGAGCCGAACAAUCGAAUAACGUUGCAGAGGCCACCGGAGGUAGUGAAUCAAGUGUCCGGCGAAGCACAGGGGGCAGAGACUUAACAGAAGUGAGUGAAGCAGGAUUAGGACAUUCGAGUGCUUUAGUGAACGCUGCAAAUGGCAAUGCUGCAGGAACACAUUACAAUAUGUCAACAGAGUCCACUCCAGGCCCCGGAAUAUCAGGCCCAUAUCCCGCUGCUAUUUCUAAUUCUCCACUACAUAAUGGAGAAGGAGUCGCUUACUCACCUGAUACAACGCAUUUCACAACAGCCAACAAAGUACAUUUGCGAAACCCAGUAAAUGUUGCUGGCUCAACCGGAAGCAGUGCACCAGAAGCCGGAUAUUCCAAUAUGAAACCAGACUCUAGAGAUAGAAACAUACCAGGAGUACGGCCCAGCCCUCAUGUAAGGCAUUCUGCAAGCAGCAACGAGCCAGUAGAAGAAGCCAUUUCAGGUGCCAGAAGCUCCCCAGGAGGCGACAGAAGAGGAAGUGGCCACGCCAAUAGGCACUCAAUACGUGCAGAAGUAAACCAAACAGACUUCCGACACCACGCUGGUCCAGUGACUUCAUCAGCAGGUAAUAGAGAAGAGGCACUAUCUUCCACCGUUCUCAGAAGUUCGACAGGGGGCCGUGAAACCUGGGGAAGGCACUCCAGUGGGGAACCACAGCCUACGGAAGAGAGUGGAUCAGGAGUUCGAAACCACCGCGGUGCAGGACGUUCCGCAGUUCGCAACGAAACAGGAAAAGCACACCCAGAAACUGUAACAGGCUCCUCCUCGCAAGGCGACGAAAAAGAAUCCGUAAACUCCAAUGAUGUCUCACUUAUUUCAGGAGGAAACCCAGCAAGGGCUUUGCACCACCCUGAUGUAACGCACUCCACGGUAGGACAGGGAAGAUAUGCAAGCGUGAGACACUCUACAGGUGGUGUCGGAAGAGAAGGUGGAUCACUCAAUACUUUCCCGCAAUCUAGUGAAGGUAGCGCCGGAGCACGCGGAAACCAUCCUAACUUGCCACCUUCUACAGCAGGCAAUAUGCCCGAAGCAGGACACCUCUUACGUUUGGUGGGUUCUGCAGGAGACCGCAGAAUAGAAUCCGGACACUUCAGUGUUGCCCCACAUGCCCCACAAGGAAGCGUAACAGGUCCCGCAGUGAGUUCUGUCUCGACAGGUACUGCAACAUCUGGCCUGACUGGAAAAGUGUACCCCAAUAUUAAUAGGCGGCACACAGGAAGUGGUGCGUCAACAGCUACAUACCCUCUUGGGCUCACAGAGGCCGAAAUAUUGAAAGGAGCAGCAACAGUACAGGAAAUUUUUGCAGCAAUUCAGGAUUUCAUUGGCACUUUGCCGUUCAAUUCCCUGCGAAAAAAAAACCGGUGGCGGACGAGGCGCCAGGAGUUGACUAGUGACUCACCUUAACAGACGCUCAGAUGCGGGAAUGGUGCGAGCGGUUCUGGGACAACGCAUGAACAUUACACGUGGAGACUGGGCAACAGCGGCCUCGAGCUAAUGUACUGUUAAGUGGCAGCAUACACUUGUUCAAUAUUUGCACAACAUAUGGUAUAUCAACAAAAACAUUAUUCCUUAAAUAAAUGCACAUUCACCUUUUAGUUGUGUUUGUACAAAAUAUUACGAGAUAAAUAUACUAAAGCAAGAAUAAAGGGGAAUGUUAAAAUUAC